Molecule: messenger RNA, 3168 nt
Organism: Zonotrichia leucophrys gambelii
Lineage: Eukaryota; Metazoa; Chordata; Aves; Passeriformes; Passerellidae
Gene: PCYOX1
Product: prenylcysteine oxidase 1
Exons: 6
Coding region: 1-1494 (497 amino acids)
Biological process (GO): prenylcysteine catabolic process; prenylated protein catabolic process
Molecular function (GO): prenylcysteine oxidase activity
Source: RefSeq, a predicted model, not a curated record
AUGCCGGGCCUCCGCCGCCUCCUGCAGCUCCUGCUGGGCGCUCUCUGCCCGCUCGCCCUCAGCCUCCGACAUGGACCCUCCAAGAUCGCCGUGGUGGGCGGCGGGAUCGGCGGCUCGGCCGCCGCGUAUUUCCUGCGGCAGAAGUUCGGCCGCAGCGUGCAGCUGCACGUGCUGGAGAAGGCAGCGCUGGGCGGCCGGCUGGACACGCUGGACGUGGAGGGGGCCAGCUACGAGGCAGGGGGGUCCGUGAUCCACCCCCUCAACCUGCACAUGAAGCAUUUUGUCCAGGAGCUGGGCCUCUCGGUCGCUACACCCCAGGGCAGCCUCGCAGGCAUUUAUAAUGGGGAGGAAUUUGUGUUUGAGGAGAGCAGCUGGUCCUUCAUCAACCUCCUCAAGCUGCUGUGGCACUAUGGCCUCAACCCCCUGCGCAUGUCCAUGUGGGUGGAGGACAUCCUGGACAAGUUCAUGAGGAUCUACCGGUACCAGAUGCACGACUACGCCUUCAGCAGCAACGAGCGCCUGCUGCACGCCCUGGGCGGCGACGACUUCGCGCGGCUGCUGAACCAGAGCAUCGACGAGGCCAUGCAGAAAGCAGGCUUCUCCCAGAAAUUCAUCAACCAGGUGGUGUGUCCGGCCAUGAGGGUGAAUUACGGCCAAGGGGUCACCAUCCCUGGCUUUGUAGGUGCUGUGUCCCUGGCCGGGGUGCAGUCGGGCCUUUGGUCUGUGAAAGGGGGGAACAAACUCGUGUGCUCCGGCCUCAUCUACUCCUCCAAGGCCGAGGUUAUCCCAGGAACAGUCGUGUCCAUAGAGCCAAAAACCAGACACCAGCGUGGUGGGGACGUGGUGAAGCUCUACGAGGUCACCUACAACACGUCCUCGGGGCUCACCGGGGACACCUACGACAUCGUGGUCAUUGCGGCGCCGCUGGGCCGCAAGAUGGCCAACAUCACCUUCCGCAACUUCGACCCUCCCAUCCCGGAAUUCCCCAAUCCAUACCACCAGACCGUCACCACCCUGGUGCACGGGCGCUUGAACACCUCCUUCUUUGGCUACCAGGACCCCCAGGCCUUUCCCUUUGGGGCCAUUUUCACCAUGGACAACCCCAAACUGUUCAUCAACAGCCUGGGUGUGGUGUCUCCCGUGGUUGACACGGGCACGGGCGAGAAGCUGCCGCUGCCCUCGGCCGUCUGGAAGGUGUUUUCCAACGAGGAGCUCAGCAAGGAGCAGCUCAAUCUGCUCUUCUCCUCCUACGACUCGGUGAAGGUGAAGCCGUGGCUGGCGUAUCCCCAGUACAGCGCUCCCGAGAGCUUUCCCCCCAUCGUGCUGCACGAGCAGCUCUACUACCUGAACGGGCUGGAGCGCGCCGCCAGCGCCAUGGAGAUGAGCGCCAUCGCCGCCCGCAACGCCGCCCUGCUCGCCUUCCACCGCUGGCACGGCCACGGCGCCAGCGUCGACCAGGAGGACCUGCACGAGAGGCUCAAAACGGAGCUCUGACACGCGCCCGGGGCUUAAUUAGCGCUAAUGAACUCUGUGCCGCGCCCCUCCUAGGAGGUGUUUCGUGGGAUCACAGGAUUCCUACAGUUGGAAGGUCUUCGAGAUCAUCAUGACCUUCAAGAUCAUCCAGAUGCCAUAAUUAACUCCAAUGAACUCCAUACUUUGCUCCUCCAAGGAGGUGUUUCAUUGGAUCAUGGGAUCCUUAAGAUUGGAGGGUCUUAGAUCAUAAUGACCUUCAAGGUGCCAUAAUUAACUCUAAUGAACUCAGUGCUUCACCCCUCCAAGGAGGCGUUUCAUAGGAUCGUGGGAUCCUUAAGAUUGGAAGAUCUUCAAGAUCAUCAUGACCUCCAAGAACAUCAAGACCUUCAAGAACAUCAAGACCUUCAAGACCAUCAAGAUCCCAUAAUUAACACUAAUGAACUGCAUACUUUGCCCCUCCAAGGAGGUGUUUCAUAGGAUCAUGGGAUCCUUAAGACUGGAAGAUCUUCAAGAACAUCAAGACCUUCAAGAUCUUCAAAAAACGUCAAGACCUUCAAGAUGCUGUAAUAAACUCUAAUGAACUCCAUACUUUGCCCCUCCAAGGAGGAGUUUCAUAGGAUCAUGGGAUCCUUAAGACUGGAAUAUCUUCAAGAUCAUCAUGACCUCCAAGAACAUCAAGACCUUCAAGACCAUCGAGAUCCCAUAAUUAACACUAAUGAACUCCAUACUUUGCCCCUCCAAGGAGGUGUUUCAUAGGAUCAUGGGAUCCUUAAGACUGGAAGAUCUUCAAGACCAUCAAGACCUUCAAGAUGCUGUAAUAAACUCUAAUGAACUCCAUACUUUGCUCCUCCAAGGAGGUGUUUCAUAGGAUCAUGGGGUCCUUAAGAUUGGAAGAUCUUCAAGAUCAUCAUGACCUCCAAGAACAUCAAGACCUUCAAGAACAUCAAGACCUUCAAGACCAUCGAGAUCCCAUAAUUAACACUAAUGAACUCCAUACUUUGCCCCUCCAAGGAGGUGUUUCAUAGGAUCAUGGGAUCCUUAAGACUGGAAGAUCUUCAAGACCAUCAAGACCUUCAAGAUCUUCAAGACCAUCAAGACCUUCAAGAUGCUGUAAUAAACUCUAAUGAACUCCAUACUUUGCUCCUCCAAGGAGGAGUUUCAUAGGAUCACGGGAUCCUUAAGGUUGGAUGAGUUUCAAGAAGAUCAAGACCUUCAGGAUCAUCAAAACCUUCAAGACCUUCUAGAUCCUCAAGACCCUCAAGUCCAACCAUCAACCCAACUGCGUUCACCGUUAACUUGAUUUUCUCAAGUGCUGCGUCCAUGUGUUUUUUGGAAACUUUCAGGGAUUCUGACUCUGCCACAGCCUAGGCUGGACAAGCCUUCCUUCCAUGACAAAAUUCCUCUCAAUAUCUCAUCUUGAUGUCCCCCAGUGCCACCUGGAGGCUGUGUGGCCAGCUCUGGAGGGAACAGGGGCAGUGAAGCGUUCCCAAGGAAGCUGGGACAACUUUUCCUGCCAAAGAAAAAUUCCUCAGGGAGAAGAUGGGCUGCUGGGAGCUGCCAAAAUGGGUGGGAAAGAGGAAAAACCACCAGUAUCCAUUGCUGUGUUCAGAUAUGAAAGAGUUAAUAAAGAAUUGUUAAGUGUCCAUGUUUUGAAAGAGAAAACCACCAAAAAUAGCACAAAUUUAACACCCACUC